AUGAAGCCGCUAAACGUGUGCAACGACAGUGUGGACCCAAAAAAAGCAGAAAAGUACGGUGAUGUGGGGAAUAUGGCCUACAAAUUGAGGUGGGACAUGAGGAUAGGGGGUAGGCUGAGAAGUGAUGUGAACCCAAGUGGAGAGACCGAAGGAAAGAGGGGACUGCUGGGUAAGCCAAGUGGGGUUUCAGAAAAAAUAACACCACUAAGGCGUAUGGACGAGGAGAUUGGGUCUUCAGAACAAAGCCAGGAACAAAAAGGGCAAAGGGAGAAAAGACAGGAUGUCUGGAUGGUGUCCUCCUCCAUACCAGUUGUAUGUGGAGUGGAAUUACACUCAUUUACUGAGGCAUCUUUUAAUUGGACUAGUUUCUGUGGCGCAAUGGCUUCCAAUGUGACUAACCAAUCGCGUAAUGUGCUCAGUAAAAAGUUCAUGGUUAGAAAAGAGGACACUUUGGACAAUAUCAAUCUCUUCUCCAUAAUAACCAUAAUUUCAUUUAUCUUAUUGGUUCCUGCUGCCAUUUUAAUGGAAGGUGUCAAGUUCACUCCUUCAUAUCUCCAAUCUGCAGGUUUGAAUAUUAGGGAGCUAUGCAUAAGGUCUCUUCUGGCAGGAUUCUGUUUCCACAAUUAUCAGCAGGUCUCUUACAUGAUACUGCAAAUGGUAUCCCCAGUUACACACUGUGUAGGAAAUUGUGUUAAGAGAGUUGUGGUCAUCGUCUCUUCAGUUAUCUUCUUUCAAACGCCUGUUUCACCUAUUAAUUCCCUUGGCAUUGCAGUGGCUCUUACUGAGUCGUUUUGUAGUCGAAGCAAAGCGAAUGAAGCCAAAGCCAAAGGCUGCAUUAGUUUGUAUUAA
This is a messenger RNA of Durio zibethinus, 849 nucleotides long. NCBI's taxonomy places the organism in Eukaryota, Viridiplantae, Streptophyta, Magnoliopsida, Malvales, Malvaceae. The record is from RefSeq and is a predicted model, not a curated record.